Cuscuta campestris is the source of this 821-nucleotide messenger RNA. Lineage: Eukaryota; Viridiplantae; Streptophyta; Magnoliopsida; Solanales; Convolvulaceae. The record is from the annotation of a GenBank genome assembly.
UCUGCAAUUCCAGAUUGGAUUCUGGGCAUGAUUGCACAGUGGACAGCAGUUCUAGGUUUCCCAUGGGGAACCUGGGCAUUUAUGGAGUCCUUGGGGUCACUGAGGAAAGACCUAGCUGCUAAGGCCAAAUCAAUUGGAAGAGGGGCCUCAUCAACCAUGUACUAUACUGGUUUCUUGCUUCCCAUUGGGAUCCUUUUUCUGGAGAGUUGCUUGGGGACCGGAGCAAAUAUUACAACAAGAAGCCCACAGACAUCCCCAGCUAGGCCAAGAAUCUGCCUUUGGGGUGAGAUUCCAAUAAAGAAGAAAAUCACCCACACAGAAAUGGAUGCUUACGUUGGGGACGUGCAGUCUCUAAAGACCAUUCUUGUUCCCGACAAGUUUGAGGCAACUGCAGAGUGGUAUUUGAACUUCCAUCAUCUAGAGACCACAAAACACCCCGAGUUGGAUGCAUUUGUGGCAAAAUUAGAGUGUAGAGGGGAAGUCCACAUUCUGGUGGAGAGGAAGAGAAAAGCCCGGAAUGUCCCUUCACCAACAAGAGAUAAUUCUGAAGAGCGUAAUGAGCACAUCUCCUCUCCCCAAGAAUCUUAGAGGAGUCAGAGCCUUAGGAAAUCUCCUUCUAGAGUCUCUCAUUCCAACAUCCCAAAUCCAUCGUCUCCUAACCCUCACCCCGCCAAGCCUUCAUCCAAUACCUUUCAAGAACUCUUUGAUCGAAUGUCAAAGAAAAUUGAUAACAUUGCAGAAGAACAAAGAAAGAGGUUUGAAGUGCUUGGAAAAAAAGUUGAUGCUUUGUCAACUUUAAUAAAUCAAAAGAUUGUGAAUAA